AUGGACAGUGCCACACCGCAUUCGCCUACUCUGGCACUUGGUGGUUUACCGGAUCUUACACGAAGACUCCAAGACGAGAGAGAUGCGCUGCGUGUUGAGAUGGAAGAGCUGACACGUCGUCUUUCACAAGAACGCGUCGCUCGAUCAACGCUGGAGAACGAAGCACAAUUGCGCGAGCUAGAAUUGCGCCAAGUGCAACAGCGUAGUUCUCAGGCGACUCAGCAGGCUCGGGACAAGCAGAUGGCGCUCGAAAAGGAACUGGAGGAGGAGGUGGCUAUGCACAAGAUGGCGUCACUGCACGCGAAGAGUGACAUUGUUGGAAGAGGGCCGAGGCUUCAUUGGCAAGGCCCUUCAGAUGCGCGAGGAGUGGCACGAAAUCCAGCUAGUACUGUUCGCGCUUCAAAGCAGUUGCUGAAUGCCUAG
Messenger RNA from Plasmopara halstedii, 423 nucleotides. RefSeq lists its product as uncharacterized. Lineage: Eukaryota; Oomycota; Peronosporomycetes; Peronosporales; Peronosporaceae. The transcript has 2 exons. The coding region runs from base 1 to 423 and encodes 140 amino acids. The record is from RefSeq and is a predicted model, not a curated record.